AUCGCUCGGGUCAAUUUUGGCCUCUUUUGAAAUAGCAGUCUUAUUUUAUUGUUCCAUCUCUCGAAGUGGUUUUGCGGACUUCCCACCCUCGAAACCCGGUGAUUUAAUGUUUACCUGGCCAGUUUCGGGCCGCUGUUGUUCCGUCGCGUGUCAUCGCCUCUCAUUGGUAGAGCGUCACUUUCUUACGCCGGACUCGAGCAACAAGACGGGAACCUCCUGAUCUUCAAGGUGUUCGAUAUUUUCUUCGCGAGGCACAUUUGUGAGACGCUUUAUUUAUCAUCAUGAUCGAAUCCCGGCUUGCCUUGUUCUGAGGGUUGCCAGCGUUACCGUCCUUCCUUCAAGCUGGUCGCGCUUCUCUUCCUGCUACGUCAGUCGCUCUUUCGCCUCCUUCUCUGCCAACAAAACUUCAAGGACACGGGACACAGAGCCGAGAUAUCGACUCUUGAUGGCAGAAGAUCGGGUGUUGGGCCAUGAAAGCGGCCUGUCCACAGAUGCGAUCCAUCUCGGGGCAUGGAAUCCGGCGCACAGGCCCGAAGAUUGUUCUGACUCCAUUCUACAUGAGGUCGCUACCCAAACCUCCGUCCCUAUCCAAACUCCAGAUCUUGCCCCGUGCCCACCUACAGAAUUUGAACUAGAACACCGCGAUCCAGAAGCGUCCCAUCCUGAUAGCAUUCUCGAUGAGACUAAGGAUGUGGAAUACCUACAGGCAUUCCCUGAGGCUCCGACAAGGUUAGAGAAUAGUGGCCAUGUGGAUAUAACUGGCUCUGAGUAUAUGCAAUCAAUUGAGAAGACUCGAGAGGGUGCUGUUAUUGACUCGAACAAUGGCUCACCGUUCAUUGAUUCUUUCAAAGGAUCAGACGAUGACACGGGAACAAACACCUUUCCUGACGACAACAUCGACUUUCAGGCGAUGAUCGGACAAACACAUGACGAUACAAGGGACGUUCGGGAUCGGUCUACUGAUGCCCAUGUGGAAGACCUAUCUACUCAGCUCGUGACUGAACCUUAUUCGGCAGAGAAUGACAAGGUCAACUCGUGGAACAGCGUAUUCGCAGACGACGAAGAUGGCGGUGACUUUUUUAGCCAAAUAAGCUCUCAAUCAAAACCAACGGUCGCCCACUUAGAGUCUGAACCACGUUCUGAUGAUAUGGCUUCCCACUUGAGCAAUGGCAAUGUCCAGCCUUCCAAUGAAAGCCAGCAAACCAAAGCGAUCGACUCACUAUUCCAGGAGGAUGAGUCGACAGGCGAGGCCGACUUUUUCAAUUCACAGGCCCCGGCUCACGUAGAGCCUAGUCUUGAGCUACUGUCUGAAACGCAGCCCAAUUCUAUGCCAGAAGACCACCCGUUGCCAAGUCUUGAUCCCGGAAAAGAGUUACCUCACCACCAAUCCGUGGCUGUGGUCCAAGAUGAAGAGCCAGAAGUAAUACGUCCGGCUGAACCUGGAGUAGCCGAGGAUCUUGGAGAGGAGGAAUUAGCUGAGCGGUGGAAGGCAUUUCUAGGAGACGAUGAUAUAUUGAUCGAAAAUGAAACCCUCGACGGAUCAAUUGAAGGCGCCAAUACGCAGACAGCAGAGUACCAACGCCACCCAGUGCAGCCUGCAUCACAGGUUGGGUCCGAACCGCCGCCUCCAGUCAAUACUUACACUCCGCAUCAGCCAUCAUCGUCAGAAAUGCUUGGAGGUUUACCAGCGGCAGGUUACUCUUCGACCCUCGGAAAUUUAACCAAUUCAGAGAAAUCGAAAGUCGAGAGCUUCUCAAAUCAAUCCAAGGCUGGAUACCAAUCCCCGUAUGACUUGCCAUUGGACAUGCGCCCAAAGCAUGCACCUCCUCGCAAGAUUGCUCCCCCGGUUGGAGUAAAUCCUCCACCUCGCAGUAGCUCUAUGUCAAGAUCCCGCCCGCCAAGUUCAUCCUACAUGGUUCCAGGCCCGAACUUCUCUCCUGUGGCAGCUCCGCCGCCCCUUUCAGGUCCCGAUACAACCCCUCCAUCAACCAAAGAACCCGUUAGGACUGGAAGCUUUUUCGAAGAGCUUCCUGUGGUGUCAAGGUCCCGCCCGUCGACUCGCGGGCGCUACACUCCGCAGCCAAAUGUGUCUCAACCGGCCAGUAAUUUGCCGAUGGCGCCGGUGGCACCACCACGUUCUCUCCCACAACAAAGUAGUGACCCUUAUUCUCAAUUUCAACUGCAACCUCCUGCGCGUUUGGAUCCGUAUUCAAAUCUCUCUGCGCCUCCUCCACAACCGGCUCCUACAACUUCUCGUUAUUCACCCCAACCUCCGCCGCCAGGCACGAAACCUGCCCCUUUCCCCCGUUAUUCCCCUGCCCCACCUCAGUCAGCAGGUAUGACAAGCUCAGCGACGUAUGUAUCGCAGUCACCUACUGUGCAAACCUCUGUCAAUGCAUUUCCAUUCCAACCCCGAACCUCAAGUCCCUUAGCCCAACAUGAAACAGCCAAGUCAUAUCCAUCUCCACCACGAAAACGGGACUCUUUACCAGUUACGUCGACUAUUCCAACGUCCGGUGUUCCCCAGUUCGGAUCAGAUUCACAAAUUGUUCCACCCAAACGAUCCAUGACUCAGUCCCCAGGCAGAAUGAUGCCUCUUCAAAGCUCCGUUGCGUCGAACCAAAACGCCUACGUCAGGCCUGCAUCAGCUCAUGGUUCAAAAUCAUCAAUACAGGCACCCCUAUUGCAAUCCGCCUACUCCCCAGCUGUCAACAAUCGUCCUACUCAAGCUCUGGAUUUUGUUGUACCAACGGAUGGCCAGGAGCACGACCCUCUUGAACGUUGGAAAGGGGCUCCGAUUUUCAAAUUUGGAUUCGGCGGAACUCUCUUGUCCACUUUCCCAAAGCAUAUCCCCCGAUAUGCCACAGGCCAGAUGACCCCUCGGAUCAAACCCACACUUGGUGAUAUUAAAACAUGCCCAAUCAGCCAAAUUCUCCCGCAUAACGAACCACUGGACAAAUUUCCAGGACCCCUAAAGUCCAAAUCUAAGAAGAAGGACGUCUUAACCUGGCUCUCUACCAUGAUAUCCGCCCUUGAAAGUGCCCCAUCAACAACUGAUGGCCAUGUUGAUCCUGUGCACCAACACCGCCGUGAAGACGGUAUCUUACUUUGGAAGGUCGUGAGAGUUUUAGUGGAACAUGAUGGAGCACUAAGAGGUUCUACAGCGGCAGAGGCUAGUCUUCAAAGUAUAUUCUCUCCUGGAAGCAUGGCGAUGAAUUCUCAAUUCGAAUACCCAAGUACCGCCGACUCUGUUAGUGGGUCAUUGAAAUCUGAGUCUGCCAGCGGUUUAGGGAUCGAUGUUAUCCACAAAAGCCUCGUGGCCGGCGAUCGACAAAAAGCCGUAUGGGACGCAGUCGAUCAUCGCUUGUGGGGUCAUGCAAUGCUUAUUUCAUCUACCCUCGACAAAUCGGUGUGGAAGCAGGUUACCCAAGAAUUCAUUCGUCGCGAAGUUCGAUCUUUGGGCAAAAAUACAGAAUCUUUAGCAGCCCUGUACGAGAUAUUUGCGGGCAAUUUUGAAGAGAGCAUUGACGAGCUCGUACCUCCCUCUGCAAGAGCUGGUCUCCAGAUGGUCAGCGUGCAUGCUGGCACCGGCGCCCCCAAGGAUGCUCUUGAAGGCUUAAACAAAUGGAGGGAUACGGUGAACCUAAUAUUGCAAAACAAAAGUGCCCAAGACCACCAGGCCCUCCGGGCGCUCGGUCGACUCCUUGCGUCUUACGGAAGAGUCGAGGCAUCACAUAUUUGCUCUUUAGUGGCUGGGACGGCGGCUGGCCCCAUCUUUGGUGAUGCGCACGACCCCCAAGCUAGUAUCGUUCUUCUAGGUGCCGACCAUUGGCGAAACCCAACAACCUUCAUGGUGGAACGUGAGGCUUGCUUGCUGACAGAAGUAUACGAAUUCGCGACAUCUGUUCUGGCCGCUUCACCUUCCCCUAGCCUGGCGCACCUUCAAGCUUUCAAGCUACGGCAUGCGAUGUAUCUUGCUGAGGAGGGUCAUAAGUCCGAAGCUCAACAAUACUGCGAAGCAAUUGUUUCCAUUGUAACCUCGAAGUCGAACGUGAAAUCACCGUAUUAUCAUCAAAGAUUUUUUGCUGAAUUGGAUGAGCUGUCACACCGUUUGAGACAGGCUCCUACGGACGGUUCGUCGUCGUGGAUAUCAAAGCCUAGCAUGGAGAAAGUGUCGGGAUCGAUGUGGGCCAAAUUUAACAGUUUCGUUUCCGGUGAUGAUAACGAGGUGACAUCCAAUGGAUCAGGGAAGGGAGGAGACGGAGAUAUUGGCCCAUUUGCCAAAAUUGCAGCCGGUUGCUCCAUCGUCCUCGGGUUCUCGAUAUGCUCCUAAUAGCCAGUAUUAUGCUCCCUAUUCUUCUCCCGAACAGUCUCGUGGUCGUCGAUCCCUAGAUGCCCAAAGGUCCCCUCCCCAAACUGCAGGUCGUUCCUAUUCGCAGCGCCGCAAUUCUCAGGAUCCUUCGACGCCGUUAGAGGGCAAUGCCUACGGAUCAAUGCCAAAUCAUAUUUACGCGUCACCUGCCACUAUCGGCUCUCAUACAACACCUCCUCAAGCAAGUCAUGCACCUCUCGCACCUGUAGAAGAAAUUUAUUCUCCCCAAAUUCAAUCUCCUACUGGUGAAAUGCCUGCUAUACAAACCCUUCCUGAUGGUUUUGGCAUAAACCAGACGGGAUACAUGCCAUUAGCGGAGCAAGUUACGAGAAAUGAUGAAACAAACCUUAAAACGACGACAACAGAACAGAGUGGAUACCAGCCACCCACUUAUGAGCCGCCAUCCUUCAGUACUGGCUACGAACCUCCCUCGUACUCUGCUAAUGUUGAAGACAACGAGCAUUCAGAUGAAGAGAAACCAAAGAAGAAGUCCUUCAUGGAUGAUGACGAUGAUGAUUUUAUGGCUCGCGCAGCCCAACUCCGAGCUUCUGAAAAGGAAAAAAUGGAUCGUGAGGCAGCUGAGGCCUUUAGAAAAGCUGCAGAAGCUGAUGCCAAACGACCCCCUGCUACGGAGAAGAAAGGUUGGUUUUCUGGAUGGUUUGGAAAGAAAGAGAGCGGCGGUGCCGUUCGCGCAGACCUCGGCGACGAGAAUUCAUUCUAUUUUGAUAAAGAGUUGAAUAGGUGGGUUAAUAAGAAAGACCCCGGCAGUGCCGCCACUGCAGCGGUUACUCCACCCCCGCCCAAGAGCUCUGCACCAUCAAGCCAGUCUGUGAGCACUUCCCAAACACCAACAAACCCCAAUCUUACGAAUGGACGACCGGGUCCUUCAACUGUUCCAGGAGAGGCAUUAUCAGCCCCUCCCCCAGGCAUCGCACCAUUACCCACUCCGCCGUCAAGCUCCUUGGGACCACCAUCCGACAGCCCACGUGCAAUCCCAAGAUCUGUAUCGGCCGGCGCUCCCACAGGACCCCCAUCACGCCCUGGUACAUCAUUGAGUAAUGCAAGCUCCAUUGAUGAUCUUCUUGGAGCCCCCCAAGCACGAAAGGGUGGUACAAUGAAAACACGGAGAAAGGGCCGUGGUUAUGUUGAUGUCAUGGCGAAAUGAUUUCAAUGUUUUCAUCCUAUCUCACGAGUUAUUAUGCACACUUGCAUUAGCUUUUACUCUGCUUCGGUCUCAUCUAUGCAUGAUUUUAGUGCGCGGCAUUCACAGCAAAAGUAUUUCUUACAGAUGUUCCUUCGAGGUGAAAGGAACCAUAGAUAUCAACUGCAUGUAUCAGGGGGUAUUUGCUAUUACCUUUUGGACCUUUUUUCACGUUAAAAUUCCUAGGCCACACUUUAUGUCGGCUUUUUUGGAUACUAAGCACACAUGUCUUGAUGAGCGAUGGUGAUUCAAUGGCAUGGAACUCAUGUCCUUUGGCUUGAUGUUUCCUUUGCGGAAGUAUUAUUUUUCUUUUUCUUUUUUUCUUUUUGGUCCAUUGUUAUUUGCUUGUUCCCUGGAGUCUGUUGCAUUAUAAUUCUCAUUUCGAAUACCAUUUGUAAUAAAGGGGAUCUCGAGGAUUCGGGUUCAUCCUUACGGACCAUUAGUUUUAUAUCCUUCUACUUGACGUUUGUUUUUUUGCACUUGAAGUUCAGCCUGUGUAUUAUACGAAGCUUCCAAAGAAAUAACCAUGUACUUAAUCUUCAUAGAGACCAUUUCACUACAUUUCUUUCUGAUCUGAG
This is a messenger RNA of Coccidioides posadasii C735 delta SOWgp, 6151 nucleotides long. The record is from RefSeq and is a predicted model, not a curated record. Lineage: Eukaryota; Fungi; Ascomycota; Eurotiomycetes; Onygenales; Onygenaceae.